CCAGGCGCACUGACCAUGAGCCUCAACUCCUCUCUGGGCCACUGGAAGGAGCUGAGCAACCGCACGGGGGCGGCCGCCGGUGAAGGGGGCGCCGUCGUCGCCGAGUUCGUCGCCAUCGUGGUCAUCACCAUUUUCGUCUGCCUGGGCAACCUGGUCAUCGUGGUCACCUUGUACAAGAAGUCCUACCUCCUCACCCUCAGCAACAAGUUCGUCUUCAGCCUGACGCUGUCCAACUUCCUGCUGGCGGUGCUGGUUUUGCCCUUCGUGGUGACCAGCUCCCUUCGGCGGGAAUGGGUCUUCGGCGUGGUCUGGUGCAACUUCUCCGCCCUCCUGUACCUGCUCAUCAGCUCGGCCAGCAUGCUCACCCUCGGGGUCAUUGCCAUCGACCGCUACUAUGCUGUCCUGUACCCCAUGGUGUACCCCAUGAAGAUUACGGGGAACCGAGCCGUGAUGGCUCUUGUCUACAUCUGGCUGCACUCCCUCAUCGGCUGCCUGCCACCGCUCUUUGGGUGGUCUUCCGUGGAGUUUGACGAGUUCAAGUGGAUGUGCGUGGCCGCGUGGCACCGGGAGCCUGGCUACACGGCCUUCUGGCAGAUCUGGUGUGCCCUGUUCCCCUUCCUGGUCAUGCUCGUGUGCUACGGCUUCAUCUUCCGCGUGGCCAGGGUCAAGGCCCGCAAGGUGCACUGCGGCACGGUGGUCCUGGGGCAGGAGGACGCCCAGGGGACCGGGCGCAAGAACUCCAGCACCUCCACCUCCUCCUCGGGCAGUCGGAGGAACGCCCUCCAGGGCGUCGUCUACUCCGCCAACCAGUGCAAAGCCCUCAUCACCAUCCUGGUGGUGCUGGGCGCCUUCACGCUCACCUGGGGCCCCUACAUGGUGGUCAUCACCUGCGAGGCCCUCUGGGGGAAGAACUGCGUCUCCCCGAGCCUGGAGACCUGGGCCACGUGGCUGAGCUUCACCAGCGCCGUCUGCCACCCCCUCAUUUACGGACUCUGGAACAAGACGGUGCGCAGGGAGCUGCUGGGCAUGUGCUUCGGGGACCGGUAUUACCGGGAACCCUUCGUGCAGCGGCAGAGAACGUCCAGGCUCUUCAGCAUUUCCAACAGGAUCACAGACCUGGGCCUGUCCCCACACCUCACGGCGCUCAUGGCCGGCGGACAGCCCCUGGGGCACAGCAGCAGCACGGGGGACACGGGCUUCAGCUGCUCCCAGGACUCAGGGACGGACGUGAUGCUGCUUGAAGACUUCACGUCUGAUGACCAGCCUCCCCCCCACUCCACUUGCCCAGCCAAGAGGAGGAGCUCGGUGACGUUCGAGGAUGAGGUGGAACAGAUCAAAGAAGCUGCCAAGAACCCCAUCCUCCACGUGAAAGCCGACGUGCACACAUCUUUGGACAGUUACGCAGACAGCCUGGCCAAAGCCAUUGAGGCGGAGGCCAAAAUCAACCUGUUUGGGGAGGAGGCAUUGCCCGGGGUCUUGAUGGUGGCGCGGACCAUCCCGGGGGCUGGCUUUGGGGGCAGCGGAGGCAGCCGAGCCCUCGGGAGCCAGCGGCUCCAACUGCAGAGCAUCGAGGAGGGCACCGUUCCAGCUGCGGAACAGAAAUGAGGGCCUCGGGCUGGCCUGUGCCCCAGACGGAUGCCCACAGCCCACCGAGCCGGGGCCCUGGGAACGGGUAGGAACGGCAUCUGGGGUGCAGCCACCAGAAAAAACACCGAGAACUGCGUCCACGCCAGGAGCUCUGUGUCUGUGCGAGCCCACCCGUGGGCUUCUAGAUCCCAGUGAUGGGACCGAGGCAUCAAAAGCACAAAGAAAAGCAGA
This is a messenger RNA of Eptesicus fuscus (big brown bat), 1818 nucleotides long. RefSeq names its product G protein-coupled receptor 161 (gene GPR161). Gene Ontology annotation, biological process: G protein-coupled receptor signaling pathway. Gene Ontology annotation, molecular function: G protein-coupled receptor activity. Lineage: Eukaryota; Metazoa; Chordata; Mammalia; Chiroptera; Vespertilionidae. The transcript is spliced from 5 exons. The record is from RefSeq and is a predicted model, not a curated record. The coding region runs from base 16 to 1605 and encodes 529 amino acids. Gene Ontology annotation, cellular component: recycling endosome; membrane.